AUGGCAGCUUCGUGUGGAGUAACUUUCGUCGAUGUGCUCAAAGCACUGGAAAGGAUUUCACCGUUCAUUCACAAAACUCCUAUCUUCACAUCUGAACAAGCAAAUAGGAAAUGUGGACGACAACUGUUCUUCAAAUGCGAAAACUUUCAAAAGUCGGGUUCAUUUAAAGCCCGUGGAGCGUUGAAUGCCGUUUUGAAGUGUCAGCAAGUGAAACCAAACGUCAACGGAGUGGUGACACACUCCAGUGGGAACCACGGCCAGGCGCUGGCAUGGGCCGCCCAGCGAGCCAAUCUCCCGUGUUGCGUCGUCGUGCCACAGAUGGCUCCUGAUGUGAAGAAGAAUGCAAUCCGAGGCUAUGGAGCAGAGCUGUUGGAAUGUGGACCAAAGCCCAGUGACAGAAAUGAGGCUUGUGACAAAGUACAGGACGAUAGGAACUUUGAGUUAAUUCCCCCUUAUGACCACGUGGAUGUGAUUGCUGGACAGGGCACCAUAGCUGUGGAGCUGUUGGAGCAAGUGCCUUUCCUGGACGCUAUCCUGGUCCCCAUCAGUGGAGGUGGGAUGUCCUCGGGAAUCUGUAUCGCUGCCAAGACCAUCAAACCGGACAUCAAAAUAUUCAUCGUGGCUCCUAAAGGGAAGCGACUGGAGGAAUGUUUGAGAACAGGCAAGCGUCCUUGGGAAGGGCCGCCCCAGUACCUGGACACCAUUGCAGACGGCAUCCGGCUACAGCAGACGGGCUACAUCACCACACCCAUACUCAUGGAACUGGCCGAGAAAGACGUCUUUGAGAUGAGUGAUGAAGAAAUUAUUGAAGGAAUGAAGUUCAGCUUCGAGAGAAUGAAGCUGGUCAUUGAGACAGCGGCCGGGGCGUCGGUUGCCGCUGCUUUCUCUGAUCGACUACGGAAGAUGGACCCGGACUUAAAGAACGUUGGGGUCAUUUUGUGUGGUGGGAAUCUGGACAUUGAGAAUUUGCCUUUUUGA
This is a messenger RNA of Aplysia californica (California sea hare), 978 nucleotides long. It is a transcript of the gene dar1, whose product is annotated as amino acid racemase. The transcript has 9 exons. The coding region runs from base 1 to 978 and encodes 325 amino acids. Lineage: Eukaryota; Metazoa; Mollusca; Gastropoda; Aplysiida; Aplysiidae. Gene Ontology annotation, biological process: pyruvate biosynthetic process; D-serine biosynthetic process; L-serine metabolic process. Gene Ontology annotation, molecular function: magnesium ion binding; pyridoxal phosphate binding; L-serine ammonia-lyase activity. The record is from RefSeq and is marked provisional.